Triticum turgidum subsp. durum (durum wheat) is the source of this 834-nucleotide messenger RNA. The record is from the annotation of a GenBank genome assembly. Lineage: Eukaryota; Viridiplantae; Streptophyta; Magnoliopsida; Poales; Poaceae.
AUGGCGGCGGCGGCGAGCUUCGGGCUGAUGGACAAGGCCUACUUCGUGGGGCGGGGCGAGAUCCUCAGCUGGGUCAAUGCCACGCUGCAGCUCUCCCUCAACAAGGUCGAGGAGGCGGCGUCGGGGGCGGUGCAGUGCCAGCUGCUGGACAUGGUUCACCCUGGGUCGGUGCCGAUGCACAAGGUGAAUUUCGAUGCCAAGACGGAGUACGACAUGAUCCAGAACUACAAGAUUCUCCAGGAUGUCUUCAACAAGCUGCGGAUAGGCAAGAAUAUUGAGGUCAACAAACUUGUUAAAGGGCGGCCAUUGGACAACUUGGAGUUUCUGCAAUGGCUGAAAAGAUAUUGUGAUUCUGUAAAUGGUGGAAUCAUGAAUGAAAACUACAAUCCUGUAGAAAGGAGGUCCAAGGGUUGCAAAGAGCGCACCCACAAGGGUCCCAACAAGUCAUCCAAAUCACUUCAAGCCAACAGAUUAUCUAGUGCUAACUCAGCAGAUGGAGGUGCCCUGAAUUCUAAUACUGAUCUUGCUUCUCCAGUUGGAAAAGUCUGUAAUGCUGUUAAUGAAGAGCAUUACAUGGAGCAGAUUCAACAAUUAUCUGAGAAGAUUGCAGAUCUGAAGGUUGCUGUGGACAACACUGAGAAAGAAAGAGAUUUCUACUUCUCAAAGCUGCGUGACAUCGAGAUAUUAUGUCAAAGACCUGAGUUGGAGCAUCUACCGAUGACCAAAGGGAUAAGGAAGAUACUCUAUGCGGCUGAUGCGAAGGAUUCAUCAUUACCUGAGGCUAAUGAAAUAAUCACCAGGUCACCAGGCAUGUUCUCAGAUGAAGCAGAGUGA